GGCCGGCGCACACAUACAGUAUGUCUGGUUGCCUAAGAGGGAGGCGCUCGACGCCGGUAGAGAGUGGUGGGUGAAAAAGACCGACGAAGCGGGUGAAAGAUCUAAUAAAGCGAACUGACGAUAUACUCUUUAGAUUGCUGUUUUUUUUUUUUUGCCGGUCUUUCUGAAGAGGUUUAAAGGUUGCUGUCCCCAGAUUCGCCCCGCCACCUCUCUGUCUCUUCAUCUGGUGUGAUUGUGUCUGUCCUUGUGUGUUUGAAGGAGUGGCAAAGAGUGAGAUUGUUAGUUUUGUAUUAGCUAUAUUCACUGGUAUAUUAGCUAUAUUCACUGGUAUCAAGUGGAGGCACCCUAUCUUCGAUCCACCAUGAGUGACAUGAGCGAUCUGGACAGACAAAUCGACCAGCUGAGGAGAUGUGAGCUCAUCAAGGAAAAUGAGGUCAAAGCCCUGUGUGCCAAAGCCAGAGAGAUUCUAGUGGAAGAGAGUAAUGUACAGAGAGUCGACUCUCCAGUAACGGUGUGCGGUGACAUCCAUGGGCAGUUUUAUGACUUGAAGGAGUUGUUUAGAGUGGGAGGAGACGUUCCAGAAACAAACUACCUCUUCAUGGGAGAUUUUGUGGACCGAGGCUUCUACAGUGUGGAGACCUUUCUGUUACUUCUUGCCCUGAAGGUGCGUUAUCCAGACAGAAUUACCCUGAUCCGAGGGAACCAUGAGUCCAGACAGAUCACACAAGUAUACGGCUUUUAUGACGAGUGUUUAAGAAAAUACGGUUCAGUCACGGUAUGGAGGUACUGCACAGAGAUCUUUGACUACCUUUCUCUCUCCGCCAUCAUUGAUGGCAAAAUCUUCUGUGUACACGGAGGCCUUUCACCCUCAAUCCAGACUCUGGACCAGAUUAGAACCAUUGACAGGAAGCAGGAAGUGCCUCAUGAUGGGCCCAUGUGUGAUCUUUUGUGGUCUGACCCUGAAGACACCACAGGUUGGGGGGUAAGCCCGAGAGGUGCUGGUUAUCUGUUUGGCAGUGAUGUUGUGGCCCAGUUCAAUGCUGCCAAUGACAUCGACAUGAUUUGUAGAGCGCACCAGCUUGUCAUGGAAGGAUAUAAGUGGCACUUCAAUGAGACUGUUCUCACUGUGUGGUCUGCUCCAAAUUACUGCUACAGAUGUGGUAAUGUUGCUGCAAUCUUAGAGCUGGACGAGCACCUGCAGAAAGAAUUCAUCAUAUUUGAAGCUGCUCCACAAGAAACCAGAGGCAUUCCCUCCAAAAAGCCAGUUGCUGACUACUUCCUAUAAGCUUCCUGUGUCCUUGGGAUGCAAGCACUCUCAACAGGAAGUGGUUCUCUGUGUGUCCUUGUGUUUCUAUUUCUCUUUCCUUGCCCAACUGUCUUAAUUAUGCUUUUUUUUUUACUUUGUAAUAUUAAGAUUUUUUUUUUUUUGUCUUUUCCAUCUACUUUUUAUCACAUACUUUCUUUGCCAUCAAGACACACACUUGGUAUAUAUUCUCAUAUACUGCUUUGAAAUCUCUUGUUCUCAAACUCGUGUACUCUGUAGAUGUAGGCAUUUAUUAUGUAUGUGAAUAUCAGUAGGGAAAGUGGAACAGAGCACAAUGCACACUUGAGUGUGUGACUGCUGUUAAGACAUGUUCCUCAGAAAGCUGUUUAAGGAAACGGCAGUUUAAAACAGUAUGUUGGACAUUGCAUCAUUGUUAUUUUAUUUUUAUUUUUUUUCUCUUUGCAUUCUUUUCUCAUGGAAGUUGUGAAUGUGUCAGAGAAUGAAUAUGGCAUAAUUCCUGCUUUGAUUAUAAUUUAUUAUCAUCUUUCACCUGAGUCAUAGUUUCACAGCUUUGGAGUUUUGUGAAGGAAAGUAAAAACUUGACUACACUGGAAACCAUCUGAACACCACACACAAACCGAACUGGAUUUAGAAAAUGUGCUUCUCCCUCUUGACUGUUCUCUCUCAAUUUGUUUUUUAAUUUGUGAAAAUAAAAUGUACUUUUGUAUAAACAUUAGAU
Xyrauchen texanus (razorback sucker) is the source of this 2003-nucleotide messenger RNA. RefSeq names its product serine/threonine-protein phosphatase 4 catalytic subunit B-like. NCBI's taxonomy places the organism in Eukaryota, Metazoa, Chordata, Actinopteri, Cypriniformes, Catostomidae. Bases 362 to 1285 code for a protein of 307 amino acids. Gene Ontology annotation, biological process: double-strand break repair via homologous recombination; peptidyl-serine dephosphorylation. Gene Ontology annotation, molecular function: protein serine/threonine phosphatase activity. The record is from RefSeq and is a predicted model, not a curated record. The transcript has 9 exons. Gene Ontology annotation, cellular component: nucleus; cytoplasm.